Messenger RNA from Betta splendens (Siamese fighting fish), 1070 nucleotides. RefSeq lists its product as uncharacterized. NCBI's taxonomy places the organism in Eukaryota, Metazoa, Chordata, Actinopteri, Anabantiformes, Osphronemidae. The record is from RefSeq and is a predicted model, not a curated record. The transcript is spliced from 5 exons. The coding region runs from base 100 to 855 and encodes 251 amino acids.
UAAAAGCUUUGUGAGGCAGAGUCUAUAAACAAAACACACUGUCCUCACCUGUCAUAACAAGAUUGAACUUUAUAGAAGCCUCACGACAAAAAACACAAAAUGAGGAGGUGGUUGCCACUUGAAGGAAGGUGGGUCGGUGAAAGCAGGAUGGCACAGACAGAGGCACAAGUCAACGUGUUACCCAGGAUCUCAGCAGCACAACGUAGAGAUGCUGUGUCCCUGGAUGAACUUGACUGCUUUAGGCGUCGUUUUGCAUUGAGAGAAGAGAAGCGCUACAACCCCAGUGACCCCACACUUAAGUUUGUGGAAACAGAGGAUGAAUUAGACUUUCUAUAUGAAGGGUUCAGGUCUCGUAGAGCUCUGAUGUCCUGUGGUCACGCUGUCACUCCCACAUCUCUCACUAAAUGGUGUAUGAAGCUACUUGAUGAGGGUAGAAGCGGGUUCGUGUGUGGACAAACUGGCUGUAACGUAGAAUGGUCUUAUGAGGAGGUUUGUAAAAUGGCUCUACUGACCCCUGAAGAAAAGAAGCUCUUUGAAAAAGCCAUGAGGACAAACUCUGGUUCAGAUCAGAGUGGUCACAGUGGUCUGAACCACCACAACGACGGCUUCCGCAUUCAUUCACUGCAUAUGCUGCAGACCUGCCCAGAAAUGAUGCUCAGCUCUGUGAAGUGUCCGUCCAUCAGAGCGUGUCCCACCUGUGGCAUCCUGCAGCAACAUUGCAAUGGGUGUAGAAAUGUUACCUGUCCUCGUUGUAACAAGUAUUUCUGCUUUGUGUGUCUCAGCGUGACAAGUGCCCAUCAGUGCAGUGCUGCUGCUUUAAGACAGACGUCUAUACCUGUGUGGCAGAAAAAAUAAUGUAAACCAGCACAUUAUGAGCAUUUGGACAUUUAAAACUUUAGUAAAUGUCUGAUAAUUUAGCCUCUGUCAUCUCCAGAAUGUCUUCAUUUUAAAACACAGGGUUACCUAAGAAAUUAAACAUUGUGCUGGUGAUAGAACAAAAACACUGUUUAAACUAGAAAUUGAUUAUUUUUCAAAUGCUAAACGGGUGCUACUACUCAUGUCAUAAUAAA